Lachancea mirantina is the source of this 462-nucleotide messenger RNA. NCBI's taxonomy places the organism in Eukaryota, Fungi, Ascomycota, Saccharomycetes, Saccharomycetales, Saccharomycetaceae. The record is from the annotation of a GenBank genome assembly.
AUGUCAUACUCACGCUCUAUCAUAUUAUCCAAUGUCCCCGUUCACGUCUCUGACGCUGCCUUACUUCGUCAUAUCAAAGACGGAGCCGGGGGCUCCCAGGUCCGGGUGGAGCAUAUUCAGCCGUUCCCGGAUGCGUACCAUUACGUAAACGACGCGCUUGCCACAAAGACGUUGCAGCUGAUCAUGGCGGACGAGAAGAGCGCCGCGGCCGCGAUGGCGCUUUUCGAAAACCCCACUGCAGACAGCGAACUGGCCCAGACGCAGGCGCGGUUCCACGCCGGUUCAGAGGAAGCCACAGAGACGGGUCUGGGCGUCGAGGCAUCGACGCCCAGACAUAUGUGGAAGCAGAGCGUCGGCGAAAUGGGCGGUAAACCCGUCUUGGAGACGGUGGAGGCCAUGCAGGACGUGGCCGAGGACGGGACCGUUCGCCGCCAAAGACGUAUUUCUGUGACAAUGAUCUAG